Penicillium bovifimosum is the source of this 1029-nucleotide messenger RNA. RefSeq names its product NADPH:quinone oxidoreductase family protein. Gene Ontology annotation, cellular component: mitochondrion. Bases 1 to 1029 code for a protein of 342 amino acids. NCBI's taxonomy places the organism in Eukaryota, Fungi, Ascomycota, Eurotiomycetes, Eurotiales, Aspergillaceae. The transcript is spliced from 2 exons. The record is from RefSeq and is a predicted model, not a curated record. Gene Ontology annotation, molecular function: zinc ion binding; oxidoreductase activity.
AUGCGUGCCGUUCAAGUCAGCGAAUAUGUCAAGGGCCCCCUGGACCUAAAAGUAACGACAGUCCCAACACCAACCCCUUCACCAGACAAAUACCUCAUCGAAAUCCACUCAGCGGGAACAAACUUCUUCGACAUCCUCCAAAUCCAAGGCAAAUACCAACACCAACCCCCACUCCCUUGGAUCGGCGGCGCCGAGUUCGCCGGCACAAUCACCGCCCUACCCACAUCCUCCAAGUCCAACCGUUUCAAGCUCGGCGACCGUGUCUUCGGCGCCACACAGGGCGCCUAUGCAACCCAUGUCCUGGCCGCAGAGCAGACACUCCUCCCUGUGCCGGAGGGCUGGAGCUUCGAAGAUGCUGCUGGACUGUUCGUGACGGCUCCCACCUCGUACGGAGGUCUGGUGCAGCGUGCCGGUGUCAAGGCUGGGGAUUGGGUGCUUGUGCAUGCUGCGGCUGGAGGUGUGGGUCUGGCUGCUGUGCAGGUGGCCAAGGCAAUGGGGGCCACGGUUAUUGCGACUGCGGGGACGGAGCGGAAGAGGGAGAUUGCUAAGGCUUUCGGUGCGGAUUAUGUCGUGGAUUAUGGAGAUAAGGCGUGGCCGGAGAUUGUGAAGAAGAUCUGUAAGGAGAAGAGGUCGGGUAAUGGGGCCGCUGGUGUGGAUAUCGUUUAUGAUCCGGUUGGCAUGAUUGAUGCGAGUUUGAAGUGUGUUGCCUGGAAUGCGCGCUUGUUGGUGAUUGGAUUUGCCGCUGGCAGCAUUGAGAAGGUUGCGCUGAACCGGGUGCUGUUGAAGAAUGUGAGCAUUGUUGGUUUGCAUUGGGGACAGUAUGCCAGGUUUGAGACGGAGACUGUGGGUGAGGUUUGGCGGGGGAUCUUUGACCUUGUGAAGCAGGGCAAGUUUAAGGGUACGGCGUUUAAGGAUGAGACGUUUGUUGGGUUGGAGAGUGUGCCUCGCGCUUUGCAGGCGCUGGGUAGUCGGGAGACUUGGGGCAAGGUUGUUGUCAAUGUUGUGAAUGACGGGAAGAGCAAGCUGUAA